AUGGGCUUUACGUGCAACGGUUCUGAAGAAGAACCAAAACCUCAAUGUGUGACUGUUCCAGAUAUAAGUAGAAUUUGGAUUCGACAACCUUUUGAAAUUGAUAUUUAUCAAAUAAUUGGUCUGACAUCAUUGGAAGAAGACAGCUUUGUAGACAUUUCUACAGAUACUAGUUUAAAAAUUCAAUUCAAUCAAAAGUCAUUAAAACAUUUUUGGUUGCAUGUUCGAAAGGAUUACCCACAAUUAUUGAGUAAAGCUCUGAAAGUUUUGAUUCCAUUCCCCACAACUUAUUUAUGUGAAAAAACCUUCUCUGCCCUCGUUUAUAUUAAGAACAAGUUUCGAAACCGAAUAGAAAACGUAGAAUCUGAACUACGAUUAAAGCUUUCGAGUAUUGAGCCCGAUGUUCAAAAACUCGUAACUGAAAUGCAACAUCAACCAUCGAAUUAA
Messenger RNA from Cinara cedri, 444 nucleotides. Lineage: Eukaryota; Metazoa; Arthropoda; Insecta; Hemiptera; Aphididae. The record is from the annotation of a GenBank genome assembly.